UCUGUUUUUAAUAUUUCAAAAUGCAUCAUUUCAAAAUAUGAAUUGUUUAAAAUGCUUAUUACAUUUAGCAUGCAUAAUUAGCCAUUUUUAAUAGGUUGGUUUGCUCAAAGACCUCAAAGUAGAUGUAAUGUGAUUUUAAUGCAGACAUUCUGCCUAUUACUAAAUCAAACUCUAUAAAGACUGCUUCUUUAAAAAAAAUAAAAAAGACUUGUUUUUCCACAGAAACAAUGUAAGCAUCCCCUAGGUAACUUGGUCCAAGUGCAUCCUAGGAAAUCUCAGCAUCAAGGCAGUGUGAGCAAAGCUCUACGGCUUUACGUUCUACAGCCCGUCUCAGUCAUAAACGUCUGCGUGUCUAUGAAGGGCUCUGGAGAUGCCUCGCGACGAUGUGUCCCCUCUCUGGUCCGAGCUAUUUUCAGCGCGAGCGCGUCACGAUGCCGUCCAGCAAACUUCAUCCUGGAGUGAAUGAAGAAUACGCGCACACCUCCGGGAUUACAGCUCAUGCGUUAUCAUGAAUAGAGGCAGGUGCACAACUUCAAACGAUGAAUUCUGCGAGCGCAAAACUACACGAUCUACCUCGCUCGGCUGAUGUCCUUGUUCAUGUACGAGAGAUUAUUCGUUCAUCGCCGUCUGCCCGAUCAUCACUUCUCCACUCUCAUCCCGCAGCUUUCCUCUUUUCAUCUGUGCGUCCGUGUAAAAUGGAAAUCUGAAGUGCUCCACUUUCGCAGUUUCUCACCUUUCAAAGAAAAAGCUGCAGGGCGGCCCUCGUGGCCGGGAUGCCACUGUGUACCCUGCCAGUCGGCGGUGGAUCCUGAGGGGCAGGAGCUGCCCACCCAGUGCAGGGGGCAGAGGAACAAGCACCCUGACCUCGACAUGAAUCUCUGCUGGAACGAGAUUAAACGCAAAUCCCACAACAUCAGGGUACGGCUGGAGGCCUUUUCGGACAACAGCGGGAAGCUCCAGCUGUCCCUGCAGGAGAUCAUCGAAUGGCUGACAGCUAAAGACGAGGAGCUGUCCGAGCAGCUGCCCAUAGGUGGUGAUGUGGGAGCGGUGCAGCACCAGCGGGAGUUCCACCAGGCUUUCAUGGAAGAUGUCAAAUCCAGAGGGCCCUACAUCUACUCGGUGUUGGAAUCAGCUCAGACCUUCCUUUCACAACACCCCUUCCAGGAGCCUGAGGAGACAUUGCCUGAUGGCAAAGAAGGCUCUCCUCGCCGGCGAAUGCUGAAUGUAAGUCGCUCCGUAUGGAAGCAGGCCAAUGUGGCCAGUGACCUGUGGGAGAAGUUGACAGCGCGCUGCGUGGACCGACACCGGCACAUGGAGCGAACCCUGGAGAGGCUGCUGCAGAUCCAGGCCGCCAUGGAGGAGCUGGCUGUGGCUCUGGAGCAGGCGGAGGGAGUAAGGGACGCCUGGGAGCCUGUGGGAGACCUGUUUAUUGAUUCGCUGCAGGACCAUAUAGACGCUACCAAGCUAUUUAAAGAAGAGCUGACCCAGGUGAAGGAAGGAAUGAAACACAUAAAUGACCUGGCCCACCAGCUGGCCAUAUCCGAUGUGCACUUGUCCAUGGAGAACGCCAGAGCUCUGGAGCACCUCAACAACAGAUGGAAACUUCUGCAGGGGUCUAUUGAAGAACGUCUGAAACAGUUGCAAGAUGCCCACAGAGAUUUUGGCCCCGGAUCACAGCACUUUCUUUCCAGUAAGUGUGGUAACUCACUUGAAGCCGUAGAGUCUUCUGCCGGAGUCCAUCAGGCUCAGACAACCUGCUGGGACCAUCCAAAGAUGACUGAAUUAUACCAAGCUCUGGCGGACCUGAACAAUAUCAAGUUCUCUGCAUACCGGACUGCCAUGAAGCUGAGGCAUGUGCAGAAGGCUUUAAGAUUGGACCUGCUGAAGUUAAGCAGCGUGGUGGACGUGUUUCGAGAACAGGAGCUGCAGCAUGCCGAGCAUGUGAUGGAUGUGGUGGAGGUCAUUCACGCUCUCACUUCCCUGUAUGAGAAACUAGAGGAGGAGAGGUCCAUCCUGAUCAAUAUCCCCCUGUGCGUCGACAUGUGUCUCAACUGGCUGCUGAAUGUUUACGACAGUGGUCGUAAUGGUAAGAUGCGAGUGCUCUCCUUCAAGACGGGCCUGGUUAUUCUAUGCAGUGCAGACAUCCAGGAAAAGUAUAAAUACCUUUUCAGACAGGUGUGUGGUCCAGGUGGACUGACAGAUCAGAAACAUCUCAGCCUGUUACUGCAUGAGGCUAUUCAGAUCCCUCGGCAGCUCGGGGAAGUGGCGGCGUUUGGAGGAAGCAACGUGGAGCCCAGUGUCCGCAGCUGCUUUCGAAUGGCUCCAGGUAAGUCAGCUAUCGAGGUGUCUCACUUUCUGGAGUGGAUGAGCCUAGAGCCUCAGUCUGUGGUGUGGCUUCCUGUUCUACACCGGGUAACUGUGGCAGAGACAGCCAAGCACCAGGCACGCUGCUACAUCUGUAAGCAGUGCCCUAUCAAGGGCUUCAGAUACCGAAGUCUGAAACAGUUCAAUGUGGACAUCUGCCAGAUGUGUUUUCUGACGGGCCGGACUACCAAGGGCAAGAAACUACACUACCCCAUCAUGGAGUACUACACCCCGACGACCUCAGGCGAGAAGAUGCGGGACUUCGCAAAGACGCUAAAGAACAAGUUCCGCUCGAAGCAGUAUUUUAGUAAACACCCUCAGAGGGGAUACCUGCCCGUUCAAUCAGUACUGGAGGUGGAGAGCUCUGAGACGCCCUGCUCAUCUCCCAGGCUGCCUCAUGCGGACACACACAGCCGGAUCGAGCAUUUUGCCAGCAGGUUGGCAGAAAUGGAGAACCAGAGCUGCUCCUUUUUCACCGACAGUCUCUCUCCAGAUGAAAGUUUGGAUGAAGAUCAGUACCUCCUACGUCACUCCAGCCCCGCCCUCGAGCAGGACUCCCCCCACGGCCACCUGCUGGCCCACCUGGACUGCCAGGACAGAGAAGAGCUGCAGCGCACCCUCCAACGCCUGGAGAACGAGAACAGGGUGCUGCAGGGCGAGUAUCGGCGGCUGAAGUGGAAGCAUGAAGAGGCAGCAUCUUCACCUCAGCUGCUGGAAUCGGGUCCCGGUUCACCGGCCGGUCAGCAGGACGAGGAGCUCCUAGCCGAGGCUCGAGUCCUUCGACAGCACAAGACCCGCCUGGAGACGCGCAUGCAGAUUCUAGAGGACCACAACAAGCAACUGGAGUCCCAACUACACAGACUCAGAGAACUACUGCUGCAGCCCAAAGACGACUCAGAGGCCAAUGGCUCAGAUCCUUCUUCUCUAUCGUCGCCUGUGUCAGGGGGUGGCCAGCAGGGGGAGCCUCCCAGUAGAGAGACCACAGACACAGAAGCUGCAGGUGAAGAUUUGGAUCACGAGCAGGACACCGUACUGCAGCUGCAGCAGGUAAUCGAACAGCUGAGGAACGUCUUCCCAUCUGAGCCAGGUCCAUGAGGAACCUGAAGCAAAACUCAGAGGCCUAAAAUUGUGCAGGCGUCGUAUUGCUCAUCUUAUUGUGGGCAGGGUCUUGAGAAUGCAGGGCUGGCGAAUCCAUGGACAGACGAGGCGGCAGCGAGAAGAGUUUUAAGACAACCUUCUCAGCCUGCGGCCAUUUGCCAAUCCCAAAGAGCUGUGGGAUAUCUGAGUGCUAACUAAACAAACUAAGGUUUACAUGGUGCCAAAGGCCUGCACUGAUCCGGACACUGUGCUAACCCGUGUCGUAAUGCAAAGUGUGUGGCUUCAUCAGUACAGCACAAGAACCACAAACAGGACUUACACCAGGGAUCCUCAAAUCUGGCCCACGAGAUCCACUUUCCUGCAGAGUUUAGCUCUAACCCUAA
Messenger RNA from Sinocyclocheilus grahami, 3845 nucleotides. RefSeq names its product dystrophin-related protein 2-like. Lineage: Eukaryota; Metazoa; Chordata; Actinopteri; Cypriniformes; Cyprinidae. Gene Ontology annotation, cellular component: plasma membrane. The transcript has 22 exons. The coding region runs from base 586 to 3459 and encodes 957 amino acids. Gene Ontology annotation, biological process: synaptic signaling. Gene Ontology annotation, molecular function: protein binding; zinc ion binding. The record is from RefSeq and is a predicted model, not a curated record.